Symbiodinium necroappetens is the source of this 834-nucleotide messenger RNA. NCBI's taxonomy places the organism in Eukaryota, Dinophyceae, Suessiales, Symbiodiniaceae. The record is from the annotation of a GenBank genome assembly.
AUGACAAAGCGAUGUGCAGAGUCCGGGCUUCCUGAUCCCAGCAGCAAACGGACAAGAAAAAAGGCCGACUUAGCAGAUGCACUUCGACAAGCUUGCGAUCCUUGCUUUGUGCCCUUCGGUGGCAGCCCACCUUGCCGGUUUCCACAUGCAAACGGGGUGAGCCAGCAGGCCAUUUCGGCCAUGAAGGAGUUGGUCAAGAGCUUUACUACCAUGCCCCGAACCUUAUACAGGCGGAAGGAUGUCGACCUGAAGCAGGAACUCCGGAAGAUCUGCACCUCAGAAGCUGGUGUCGUCAAGUGGUGCGACUUUGCACGAGUAUUCCAAAGCUUUCAUCCAAAUGUUGCCAUUGAGGCCGUGUCCGAGAUUUGGGCCUUUCUUGGCGGGGGUGAGGAGCAGCCGCUACACACUUUUUUUCGGUACUGCCUCCCCAGAGGGGAGCGCUUGCCCUUGGUAUCCCUUCUCUCCGCCGAAGAAGAAGCGAAGAGUAUGGCUUGCGCGGACCUCGAGGCGCAUGCCUUGUCCCGGGCUGACUUGUCGAAGGCUCAUGCAGCAUUGGCAGCAGAACACGCUGCGCUUGAUCGAGCUGUUCUGAGCGUGGUGGUGCAGUCCAUGUCACUUGGCGUACCAGAAAACCGUCCAGAACAGUCAGAACAGGUGAAGCACCCAUCGCGUUCCUGUGUCUGGUGUCGUGUGGAGGAUGCUGAUCAUUUAUUGGUCCCCUGUGGACACGUGUGUUAUUGCCACGGCUGCGUGCAGAAGUUGAGAGGUGAAUGGAAAGAGAAGUGCCCCGUCUGCAGGCGCUUUUACAGGGAGGUUGUAAGAGUGUUUGCUUAG